This is a messenger RNA of Ciona intestinalis (vase tunicate), 1837 nucleotides long. RefSeq names its product transforming growth factor beta superfamily signaling ligand (gene tgfbeta-na4). NCBI's taxonomy places the organism in Eukaryota, Metazoa, Chordata, Ascidiacea, Phlebobranchia, Cionidae. The record is from RefSeq and is a predicted model, not a curated record. Gene Ontology annotation, molecular function: cytokine activity; growth factor activity. Gene Ontology annotation, cellular component: extracellular region.
AGUUCGCGACCCGUGGUUUUACACCGUUCGCGCGUCGGGUUUCACGCAGCUCAGGGCCUGUAUGAACUUGACUGCCUUUUUUGGAAAGGGGUUUAUAAAAGUAGUGCGCGGGGCAAGUUGGUUCCAGACUGCAACGAAUCUGAUCUAAAAGGAACGUGUUGCAGUUUAUACUAUUAUAGAAUUACCUUACCAAUGCGUUGUGUCUAUGGCGGCAGCAUUUCAGGUUUUGCAGCAGAACUCUGCAAUAUUUAAUCUAAAAAUGGAAUGACGCCUUACAUGUAUUAUUUUGCUUAUUAGUAUUUUUAAUUCAGUGAAAUAGACAUAAGUGUCACGUAUGCGACUAUUUUAUUUAAUCAAUUUUAUUUUCUUCAGAUAUUUUAGCUUCUAAAUCUCUUACGCAUGCAAAUAUGUAUUGUGUAGUCUUGGCUGCAUGCUUCGUUGCAACAGUGGCGGGCAUUAACACAAGGCAUGGAAGGACAUGGUACACAACAAACCGCCACGAACAGUCAGCCAUUGAAAGUUGUCUUCGCGGCCAAAAUAUAGUGGGGUCGUUCGCUACAAAGUGUGAGACCUUACGUGUUGUUGCACGAGACAUGGGGAACAGUGAUACACUCAACAGGGAUAGGCGAGUGUGUCGAUAUUUUCCUUCGAAAGGCGAUAGUGGUUUUCUAGAGUUGGAGUACGUUAAAAAGCUCUCAGAUUUAAAACAAAGAGGGCAGCCAUCAUCAGAAGAAGCUUUGGACAACAUGCUUGAAGCCAUUGCCCCAUGCUCUGUCUUCUCUCCGAGUCUUAGACGGAAAUGGAAAAACUUUUUUGACCCGAGAGGCGGCGACCGUCCUAUUGAACUGAUUACGCGUUUUCCUGUUGAGCACCAAACUAACACAGAUCAUGUGGUGGUGUCGUUUACCCAUCCGCUUCGUCACAACUUUAGCCUGCACGAGCUAAUCGGAGUUGACCUCGCAUUGCUUCGAAUACCACCUUGCCAAUUAAACGAGGGUUUCGGAUUGUAUGACGUAGUUGUCCGAAAACUUCCGAACGAUGAUUCGGAAACUGAAGUAGUGGUUCAUCAUAGCACGCAGGCUUCAUGUGCGGGUGGCGGCGGGUAUAUGAUAGUGGCGAGUCUUGAUACGGGAAUUUUAAUGGAAUGGCUGCUCCACGAACAUAGCAACCUGCAACUAAGUGUGCAAGUUACUCAGAGCCGCCAAGUAAUGUCGGGAAACUCGAGUGAACCCAGUGUUUUAAAUGUACUUCGCCGGGUCCUGUCUCUCGGAUUUCAUUUGCAAGCCGGACCUGGUGCCUCACAACAGGUUAUUGCAAAGAUCCCACAAGGCAGAAGAGCAUCUCACCAUCGACGAAGGAAUAGUUGGAUCACACGAAUGAGACGAAGUCCGUCACGUGGUAUCAGGGGGUGUGAAAGGACCAGUUUCCCCAUCAACUUUCAAGACGAUUGGUUUCGACACCACAUCUUGUACCCUUCCUCCGUGUACGAUAUUGGUGAAUGUGUUGGAAGAUGCGACUUUCCCAUUCAGAUGCCAACCAAUGCAAGCAACCAUGCCUUGGCACUAACCGUGGAACGGGAGUUCGGUUUAAGGUCUGAAAAUGAACAACCGACAAUCUGCUGCGUUCCAACUGACUAUUAUUCCAUGUACGCCACCUUGAGUUCCGAAUUCGGAGUUGAGUCCGUGUUUUUGCCAGAGAUUGAAGUGAAACACUGUGGGUGUUCCUAAUAAGGAUUGCUGGAUAAUAAGUUGUAAAAAUGUAAAGUGUAACGGUUUGCCUCGCUUAUGUUUGUUAGAUACUGUUGAUUGUAUUUGUUAAUAAAGUUUUGUAAAUAAGC